AUGGCGGGCUCCUCUGAGGCUUUCGAGGGCGGCAAUAAAACGCCAGCCGUCAACAGCAAUGCCAAGUCCGCAGAAGAGGGACUUAAACGCGCCGAUGGGAUCACCGGUCUAUACGAAGGAAAUGUCUUCGAGACGUCGCCUGAGAAUCGCCGGGAAAUUGGCGUGUUUAGUGCGGCGUUGUUGAUCUUCAACCGUGUCAUCGGUACUGGUAUCUUUGCGACCCCCAGUACUAUUUUGCAGCUCUCUGGGAGUGUCGGCCUCGCCCUGUUUAUGUGGGUGAUCGGUACCCUCAUCGCACUAGCAGGUACGGCGGUGUAUCUUGAAUGGGGUACUGCUAUUCCCAGGAACGGCGGUGAAAAGAACUACCUCGAGUAUGUCUACCAGAAACCCAAAUUCUUUGCAACGGCCAUGUUUGCCUCCUAUGCCUUCUUCCUCGGCUGGGCUGCUAGCAACAGUGUGGUCUUCGGCCAGUACAUCCUCAAUGCCGCCGACGUGGAGGUCGAUCGCUGGAACCAGCGAGGUAUUGGUCUCGCCUGUCUGACGGUGGCUUUUCUGGUCCACGCCGUUGCCCUGAAAUGGGGUCUUCGUCUGGUCAACUUUCUCGGUAUUGUCAAGCUCAUCGUUAUCGUGUUCAUCACGGUGACGGGAUGGGUUGCGCUGGCGGGCCACACGCGAGUCCCCACGCAUAACUUCCAUAAUGCCUUCGAAGGGACCCAGGGGAGUGGCUACAGUAUUGUCAUGGCGCUGUACAAUGUCAUCUGGUCCUUCAUCGGGUACUCCAAUGCCAACUAUGCUCUCAGCGAAACCAAGAACCCUGCUCGGACGCUGAAGAUCGCAGCCCCUACGGCCAUCAUCUCGGUCGGAAUUCUUUAUAUGUUCGUCAACAUCGCCUACUUCGCCGCAGUCCCCAAGGAGCAGAUGCUAAAAUCGGGCUCCGUCGUUGCCGCCACAUUCUUCGGAAACAUGUUUGGCGCACGGGCAGAGAAGGCGAUGUCGGUCCUCGUGGCGCUGUCGGCAUUUGGAAAUGUCUUGUCGGUCAUUUUCUCGCAGGACGAAGUAUUCGUCCAGGAGCUUGGUCGCGAAGGCGUUCUCCCCUUUUCGAAGUUCUUCGCCAGUAACUGGCCUUUCCACUCCCCUGCCGCUGGGUUGUUCGAGCAUUAUAUCGUGUCGGCGAUUAUCCUGCUCGCGCCCCCGCCUGGCGAUGCGUACAACUUCCUUCUCAACCUUAUUUCAUACCCGCUCUCCAUUGUCAACUCCUUUGUCGCCGCUGGCCUGAUCUAUAUAUAUUUGAACCGGGAAAAGAAAUUCCCUACCUGGUCUCCGCCAAUCCGUGCCACACUCCCAGUCACUGUGUUUUUCUUCCUUUCCAAUGUCUAUCUGGUGAUUGCUCCGUAUAUCCCGCCGGAUGCAGGCCAGAAUGUUUAUGAGCAGCUCCCUUAUUAUCUCCACUGUGUUGUGGCCUUGGGCGUGUUCGCGUUCGGUGCUCUCUAUUACCUCGGAUGGGCCGUCUUGCUCCCCAAGCUUGGCAAGUACGUUCUGGUAAAAGAAACGGUCGUCGAUGCAGAUGGAUGGUCUCGAAGUGUUUACACAAAACUGCCGCAGACUGCGGCUCCCUCUUAG
Messenger RNA from Penicillium chermesinum, 1620 nucleotides. Its product is annotated as high affinity methionine permease. Gene Ontology annotation, biological process: amino acid transmembrane transport. Gene Ontology annotation, cellular component: membrane. Lineage: Eukaryota; Fungi; Ascomycota; Eurotiomycetes; Eurotiales; Aspergillaceae. The record is from RefSeq and is a predicted model, not a curated record. Gene Ontology annotation, molecular function: L-amino acid transmembrane transporter activity. The coding region runs from base 1 to 1620 and encodes 539 amino acids. The transcript is spliced from 6 exons.